Messenger RNA from Aphis gossypii (cotton aphid), 1032 nucleotides. RefSeq lists its product as uncharacterized. Gene Ontology annotation, biological process: regulation of synaptic transmission, cholinergic; sleep; positive regulation of voltage-gated potassium channel activity. The coding region runs from base 431 to 895 and encodes 154 amino acids. The record is from RefSeq and is a predicted model, not a curated record. The transcript is spliced from 3 exons. NCBI's taxonomy places the organism in Eukaryota, Metazoa, Arthropoda, Insecta, Hemiptera, Aphididae.
AUCGUUUUUUAAAAGCAUUAAUAUUAAUUCGAUGUGAAUGUUAGUGUAUUUUAUUAUCAUUUUUAUUGAAUAUGAAAUAUUAUUUUAUUUUAAAGUUUAUUAAUAUGGUUUAAAAUGUAUAAAUAUUAAUUAUAAUUAUUAAUUUGUAACCCGUUAAGUAAUUAUGUAAAUAAUAAUUAUCAUUAACUCGCGGUUCUAACUUCUAACAUAGAUGAUUUAACACUGAGCACCCCUGGUUGUUUUGUUUAUAUUUUGCCAUUAUCAUUUUUUAUUAGUCAUCUUAAUCAAAUUUCCUUUUGAAUAACUACUAUUUAGUAUUUACCAUUAAAUAAUUUAAAAGUUUUUUAAACAUAAUUCUUUUUUUGUAUCGCCGUUGAAUGAUCUUUAUAUAUUUUGUUACUGAAUAAUUUUAUUUUUGAUUUUUAUUAUUAUGAAAUCCACUGUACUAUCAUGCUUUAUAUUAGUUGUUUUAGGAUUUUCAUUCUUACAUAAAGUAAGUGGAAUCCAAUGCUAUCAGUGUUCUACAAGCAGCGAUCCAAAAGGAUCUGAUAAUUGUGGUGCAUACGAAAAAUUCCACAAGGAUCGCCAUGUCUCGGUUGAAUGCACUAGUGAUGAAUCUCAUACGCCAGGCACAUUUUGUGUUAAAGUAACCAAACAAGGUCUUAGAGGAUUUAUAUGGGAUGGUCGUUGGAGAAAUGUGAUCCGCCGUUGUGGGUCAGUUUCAGAUACUGGUGUAACUGGUGUAUGCAACUGGGGAGUUGAAUGGAAUGGAGUUUAUUGGGAAGAAUGUUAUUGUUCUGAAGAUAACUGUAAUUCGUCUACCAAUAUUACACCAUUAUCUAUCAUAACAACCACACUGUGUUCAUUAAUUACUAUGUUUAUAUUAAGAAAUUGAUCUAUACUUAUUUGUAAGCUGAUAACGAAUUCCGUCCAAACUUUUUAGUAUGUUUAUCACUAUAUUUUUUUUAUACAUUUUAUAAUUCACUUAAUUAUUACUUUUAAUAAAUAAACUGUUAUAUUUUAUAAUACAAA